CUUCGAUCCGUUCCAAGAAACCUCCCUGCUUUCUCAGAGGGCCGCUGUGCCGUACCCCCUCGUCCCAUUCCCCUCUGCGUGCCGCAAGUCAGGAUCACGCAGAGCAUGGCCUUCACAAGCACUGGAGGCCAGGCGGAGGUCCAGACGGCAGUGACCUUGAUGCUCCUGGACAAGUUGCCGAUUUUGCAGGAUCAGCUGGUGGUUGAGGUGUCUGAGGCCGCGGGCGGGAAGAUGUCCAGCAGGAGGCUGACGCUGACUGUCGCCACGGACUGGGAGGUGGACUACAUGGUGAAGUGUGGGUAUUACAGCGACGCUUCGUACAUCAUGGAGAUGGACAUGGUCGACUCGUCGAAUACCACCGUGCAGGACCUGUGUGACAUCAUGGAGGACCACGGCAUGUACCUCUACGAGGACUCGAUGAAGAUGGGGGCCAUCUCGAUGACGGAGAUGGGGGCCACCACGAGUGCCACGGGGCCGGCGAGCACGACCACCACAGCCACGGCGGUCGCGGACCUGGCCGACCCGGCAUCUUCGCUGACGCAGACAUCGCCGACGCAGACAUCGGCCACGUUCAUGUCACGGGUUCGUCUACAUCGCUGA
Molecule: messenger RNA, 600 nt
Organism: Prorocentrum cordatum
Lineage: Eukaryota; Dinophyceae; Prorocentrales; Prorocentraceae
Source: the annotation of a GenBank genome assembly